Penicillium longicatenatum is the source of this 1431-nucleotide messenger RNA. RefSeq lists its product as uncharacterized. Gene Ontology annotation, molecular function: transmembrane transporter activity. Gene Ontology annotation, biological process: transmembrane transport. The transcript is spliced from 4 exons. Lineage: Eukaryota; Fungi; Ascomycota; Eurotiomycetes; Eurotiales; Aspergillaceae. The coding region runs from base 1 to 1431 and encodes 476 amino acids. The record is from RefSeq and is a predicted model, not a curated record.
AUGAAAGGUAAUAGCUCUGAGGAUUCAAUCCACCUUGAGAACGUGGUGCCAACCCCUCCGACCCACGACGUCGAAGAAGACAAAAUACGGGCUGCAACUUCACUUCACGAUCCUCAGAGCUGGAGGCCAUGGAAGAAGAAUGCACAGAUUCUGAUGGUUGCUUUUCAUUCCAUGAUAGGAACAUUCAUGGCAGCUGGUAUCAUUCCGGCUUACGACACCUUUGCUGAGCAGUAUGAUAUCACGGUGGUGGAUGCCAGUUACCUAACGUCUUUCCAGAUCCUUCUUCUCGGCCUUGCUCCUUUGAUUUGGUGCCCAAUAACUGCUGUUUAUGGUCGAUACCCCGUGAAUAUCUUUUCAGUCUUUGCCAGUAUGGUCUGCAACAUUGGCGGUGCCAGAUGCACCACAUAUGGUACGCAAAUGGCUACGCGGGUCCUUACUGCAUUUUUCAUCUGCCCUCCGAUCGGGAACGGAAGCGGAAUGAUUACAGAGCUGUCGGAACCGGAGAAGCGUGCGCAGAAACUAGGAUGGUGGACUCUGAUGACAACCAUUGGUACGCCCGCAGGUCCCUUCUUCAUGGGAUUCGUCACCAAGCACAUUGGCGUUCAAUGGAUCUUCUGGAUAUUUGCCAUCAUCAAUUUCUGUCAGUUCCUGUUGUACAUUGCAAUAGGCGACGAAACUAUUUUCGACGCGAGUCAUGACCGUGAACACAUCCAACGCGGGACUUUUGGUCGGAUGAUUCCUCGACGGAUCACCGCCCGUCGAUUUCAUGUCCGAGAUAUUCUGGCACCGUUCUCAUUGGCCAAGUACCCCCGUGUACUGAUUCCCGCAUGUGCCCACGCUAUUACAUUUUGCUACGCGAAUAUUGCAUUGAUCGUGGAAAUGCCCAUUGCAUUUGGCGAGAAGUUCCAUUUCGACGCACAACAGAUCGGCUUGCAGUUCAUCGCUAUUGUCAUCGGAUGUGUCCUUGGCGAGCAAGUGAGUGGACCUAUAUCCGACUGGUUCUUAAAAACUGUGCGCCAGAGAAAAGGUCACUCCUGCCCGGCUGACCGGCUGUGGCUUUCAUAUAUUGCUUUUGCGACUGUAUUUGCGGGCCUAUUAAGUUGGGGCUUUCAGCUACAGCAUGCGAUGACAUGGAAUGUUACACCCUGCGUUGGUGCAGCUAUUGCCAGCUUUGGCAACCAGAUGCAAACGACGAUCCUCACGACCUUCGCGGUGGAAAGCAAAUCGAAAAGAGCGGCUGAGGUUGGCGUUUUUGUCAACGUUUUCCGACAGAUUUACGGCUUUCUCGGCCCCUUCUACUUUCCUGAUAUGUUCUCUGCGUUGGGUCUAGGCGGGGCUGCCGGUGUAAUGGUUGCUAUCAUAGCUGGUUGCUCACUGUGUCCAAUUAUCGCCAUCCAGUUCGUAGCUACUCGACAUGACAAUCGCCAGUGA